AACCUAACUCUUGGACGCUGCAGUUUAGGUUGUCCAACGAACCUCACAUCUUUCGCAUCGUUCACUAGAUUUCUUUUCUUCUUUUCAACUUCCCAAGAUUCCUUCGGGCUCUGUAUUACUUCCAAAGCGACAUGACAGCGGGCGUUUCUAGACCCCACCCCAAGCAUAAUCACGACUCCAUACACCCGAUAAUGCCAAAGCUCCCCCCGACUUCCUACACAACCACAAACACCACGAUACCGCCCAGGGCCACCCCAUCAUGACACCAAACUCCCAAUUCGACGCGGGCCUGUCCCACCCAGAAGGCCAAUGCCCCUUUUGCGUAAUCGCAACAGAAUACCCUCCCUACGACCCCUCCAAACCCCCACAAGACGACGGCCCCAAUGCAACCCUCGACCCAAACCGCAUCCCCACGCCCGCCUUCAUCGUCCUCUCGACUCCUCUCCUCGUCGCCUUCCUCGACAUCCUUCCCCUAUCCCGGGGCCACCUCCUCCUCUGCCCGCGCGCCCACCGCCCGAAAUUGACCGACGCCUCACCCGAGGAGUCGGCCGAGAUGGGCCGCUACCUGCGCGUGCUGUCCAACGCCCUGGCGCGCACGACGGGCGUGGAGGAUUGGAACGUUGUGCAGAAUAACGGGGCUGCGGCGGCGCAGGUUGUGAUGCAUAUGCACUUCCACCUCAUUCCGCGACCCGAGAUACGCGCGAGCGGGCGCUAUAGCGAGAGCUUCACCAUGUUUGGGCGGGGCCGGAGGGAAGAGUUGGACGAUGAGGAUGCGGAGCAUUUCGCAAAGGAGUUGCGAGAGAACGUGGCUGAUAUCUUGAGAGAAGAGAAGCACAAGCCGAAACUUUGAUGAGCGAGAUGGGAUGAGGACUAUGCUUUUUUUUUUUUUUUUUUAAAAAAAAAGAUCAUUUAUUCAUCUCAUGUAUAUCA
Colletotrichum phormii is the source of this 930-nucleotide messenger RNA. RefSeq names its product HIT domain-containing protein. Bases 260 to 850 code for a protein of 196 amino acids. NCBI's taxonomy places the organism in Eukaryota, Fungi, Ascomycota, Sordariomycetes, Glomerellales, Glomerellaceae. The transcript has a single exon. Gene Ontology annotation, biological process: nucleotide metabolic process. Gene Ontology annotation, molecular function: catalytic activity. The record is from RefSeq and is a predicted model, not a curated record.